CCUUUCCUCGUCCUCCCUGGGCCCGCCAUGUAUAGCACUUCCCAGUCCUCCGUUCCCGCUCCGAUGAAUGGCAUUGGAGGGGAGCUGGUCGAUGGGUCGGGGACGAUCAAUCCCGCCGCCCUGAACAAUGUCGCCGCUAUCCUCCCCACCCCUCCUUAUGGUGGGAUUGCAACCCCCACGAGUAUAGCUCCUCGGGGGGUGAAGCGAAGUCGCACCCCAGACCAGCGCGGGAAUGUACGCGCGGAUGGAGACCAUGACGACGCAGCAGAUGAACAAGGCCGUCGGAAACGCGGCCGUCCACCAAAGACGCCGCGACCCUCGACAACGGGCACCGGCGAUCAGACCCCCUCUAGCAUCCACCUCCAGACACCCCGUCUGCAAACCCAGCCUCUUCCGCCGCAAACAACAGUCAACGUGUCGCCUCCGCAGGUCUCCCCGCCCGAUAAAACCACGCCUACCAAGUCUACUCUCGUCAAGGCCCUGCCCACUGUUCGGGAUCACACCACGGAUCAACUGAACGAUGAGGGCGACGAAUAUAUCCCGAAGGAGUUCGACGAAGGCGGCGAAAAGAAGGUCGACGCCAUGGGUUACCCUCAAGGGGGGCGCGAGUAUAAGUGCCGCACGUUCCGUGUUCCUCUCCGGGGAACUAAGCUGUUCAUGCUCGCGACUGAAUGUGCGCGGGUGCUCGGCUAUCGGGACUCGUAUCUGCUGUUCAACAAGAACCGCUCGUUGCACAAGAUAAUCGCUACUCAGAUCGAGAAGGACGACCUGAUCCAGCAGGAUAUCCUCCCGUACUCCUAUCGCUCCCGUCAGAUUGCGAUCGUAACCGCCAAGUCGAUGUUCCGCCAGUUUGGCAGCCGGGUAAUUGUGAACGGGCGACGCGUGCGCGACGAUUACUGGGAGAGCAAGGCACGGAAGCAGGGCUUCACCGAGGAUGACCUGGCUGGCGAGAAGCGACCCGGCGGCUCUAAGGCCCGGGAUGCGGCGGCGGCAGAAGCGGCGGGCACGGCCAGUCUCCUGCCAGCGCUGGCUCAUGGCGAUGUCAUCUAUAGCAAUGCCCUGGAAGCUGUUCCAAAUAGCCUGCCGUUGGGUGCACCGUCGUCCGUGUCGCUCGCGCCACCCCUUCCUAUGAUCCACAUGGCCACCACCUCGGACGAUCCCCGCCUCCGAGAGUACAACAGCAUGCCUCGCGCUCGGCAAGAAUUAACAGGCCAGCCGUACCAGGAUCGGUCGCAGUCCAGCUCUGCAGCGGACAUCCUCAACCAGGCCUCACAUACCGCCGACUUCAACAAGAUCCUUACGUCACAGCGGAGUUAUCGCCAGAAGGGUUUGGAGGAUUUCUAUACGAAACAACGGGAGAUCCCAGUCUCGGCAGCGCAGUCACAGCCUGGCCAGCUCGACUCGACGCCGUCCGUGUCGCAGCCCUUGCAUUCCCCGCACAUGGCUUCCUCCGGGGCGAUGAAUCCGGCACAGUCACAGCAGCCAAUGAUUCCUCAUCAGGCACCGAUGAUACCUGGUCAGUCGGGUUUCCAGCCGCCCGCCGCGCACCAGCAGCCGCCUAUCGCACAGUCCCCCGUUCGGGGCGUGCCCCCGGUGCGUCCGGAUAUGAUGCAACAGCGGCCCAAUCCAGCCUUGGCUGCCGGAGCACCUCAGCAGCCAGGCCCCUAUGGAUAUCCAUCUCAAGCGCAACAGAUGUGGGGUCAGCCACCACCUCAGCCGCAGCCCUCACCGCUGUCUGCUGGGCCGCAGGGGGUCGCCAUGCCGCAGUUUGCCCCGCAGUUACAUACGCAACAAUCGCCCUCUCCGCUCGCGCACAACCUUCCGCAGCAGCAUGCGUCCCAGUCCCCUCGGAAUCAGCCUCGGCCGUCAGCGCCUCCGAUGCCGCAGUCGUACCCGAUGCAUCCUCAGCAGGCUCCUCAGCAGCAGCCCAUGGCAUCCAUGGGCUACCCCGGAGCCACGAAUGCUCCUUACCCCGCCGUGCCCCCAGCGAGGGGUAUGUACCCUUCGACUCAGGGUCCGGGCGGGCAGCAGUUCAUGGCCGGGACGCCCCAGCAGGCAGGGAUGGCCAUGGGCAUGAGCGCAGGGGGUGCCAUGCAGGGCUGGCCACCUGCGGGGCCAAUGCAACCCGGGCAUCCGCAGCCUCCCCAGUCUGGAACCCCGCUGGGGUGGUCGGGUUAUUGA
Molecule: messenger RNA, 2181 nt
Organism: Aspergillus heteromorphus CBS 117.55
Lineage: Eukaryota; Fungi; Ascomycota; Eurotiomycetes; Eurotiales; Aspergillaceae
Product: putative nuclear localization protein
Exons: 3
Coding region: 28-2181 (717 amino acids)
Cellular component (GO): nucleus
Molecular function (GO): chromatin DNA binding
Source: RefSeq, a predicted model, not a curated record